UUCAUACUCAUUGCUUCGCUCACAGUUUGUGGAUUAUCUCCGGACGCGUGCGUGUGCCUUGCGUUUGCAUUGUUUCUUGAUUGAUACUUCAAGCAAGCUUUGCUAGCUAAGAUAUCACGUUAUCAGAUAUAUUUGUUUUCUACCAAUCAAUUCGUUCGUUUGUAUCGCUGACGUGUAAAAGUUUAAAAUGAGCAAAAUACGGUCCGGUGUGAAAUAGUCUGCCAAGGAAAUUCUGUAUUGUAAAGCAUUGAACACGCUACAAAACUGUAUAAUUAUUGUGUUGUAACCCCUGUGCGAUGUUGGGGAAGGAUAUUAGUUGAAAAAUUGGAUUUUUACGUUUGUUCGGAACUAUUGCGAAUGUGUAUUGAAACGUUUAUCGCUAUACACGGGCGCACUGCUAUGCGCCACGACUUGGUUCACUUUAUAAGGCACACAUCUUCGGACCACUACUGCGAAGGAGCCCUUUAGUUGAAACUGAUCGCUUCAUGGCGUUACUGUGCAUCAGAGGAGACUGGUACUUGUAUUUUUGGCUGAUAUAUUGCAAAGUAUAUUCUGCUUUUAUAUGGUUUGUGGGCAAUCAUUGCCGCGGCAGUGAUAAGGCUCGAUCCGUGAUAAGCGGCAGUGUCGGUAACCAGUCGCCUUCAGGCCUUCCAAGAGUGCGGACGCGUCGCCGAAAGCCGCAGCAGCACAAAGUGAAGCAUAUCGUUGCCUUAGCCAGGAGGCCUUCGCUGAGAAGAAUCGUAAUGGCACCAGGAGCUGCAGCUCACGCUAUGAUGGAAGAUAAGGCGAAGACAUUGAACGGUGCUUUGGCAAAUGUAUCUAUGCGUACGAGACGAAUCAGCCAGUUUGCUCCGUUGCUGAUCGCCUUGGUGGGACUUCCAGCUCGUGGCAAGAGUCAGUUAGCUCACCGUCUCUCCAGACAUCUCAAUUGGAAUGGGGAGAGUACUAAAGUGUUCGACUGCAGCGAGUAUCGUCGCAAGCAUAUGGCUCUGUACGGAACCCACGAUAUAUUCCGUGCUGACAAUCAGCAGGGGUCUGCCAUCCGUCGGCAGAGCGCCCGCGAGGCUGUGCAAGAUGCCGUGCUGUGGCUGAAAGAUGGAAACAGUGUCGCUAUAUUCGACGGAACAAACAUAACUCGUGAACAACGCAGAGAGCUCAACGAAUACUGUCUCUCAGACAUGGGCUUCAGGAUCCUGUUCAUCGAAUGCGUUUGCGAAGACCAGGAGUUGCUCGAAAGGAACAUCAUUGAGAUCUUACAUUACUCAGCCGACUACAAGGCUAUGAGCGAGGAACAGGCCGUCGACGAUCUAAGGAAGAAACUGGAGCACUAUAUGCGCCAAUAUGAGCCUAUUGAUGGGAACCUCGAGGGCGUCAGCUUCGUCAGGGUUGAGAAUAUGGGGGAGACAGUGACUGCCCAUAAAGUAGCUGGACAGAAGGAGUCUGGUAUCCUGGGCUACUUGUCAGGCAUGAGGGCUUUUCCGCAAACAAUAUAUUUCACUCGGCACGGUGAGAGCGAAUACAACGUGCUGGGUCGUAUUGGCGGAGACGCGAACCUCUCCCCCCGCGGACAGCGAUACGCUAUCGCCCUGGCCGAGCAUAUCAACAGCAAGGCAUCCUGUGAGCCCAUGGCGGUCUGGACCUCGGAAAUGCGGCGCACCAAGCAGACAGCAUCCGACAUCAUGGCGCCCAAGCGGGCACUGAGGGCUCUCAACGAACUGGAUGCUGGUAUCUGCGAAGGGCUGACCUAUGAAGAGAUGCAAGAACGUUUUCCACAAGAGUUCGCGUGGAGGGACCAAGACAAGUUGCGGUACAGAUACCCGUGGGGGGAGUCUUACAUCGACAUUAUGACGCGGCUGCGACCAGUUCUGUCUGCGCUGGAAGAUGAGCACAACGUGGUGGUGGUGGGACACCAGGCCGUACUGCGGUGUAUGCUCGGUUACUUCCUCGAUGCUAAGCUUGAUGAGUUGCCCUAUAUGACUGUGCCUCUUCACACAAUCGUGAAAUUGACUUCGUACGGAUACAAAUACAAAGUUGAGAUGGUGAAGCUGCCCGUAGAAUGCGUUGACACUCACCGAAAACAGCCCAAGAACUGCUCCAUCACCAGGACCACAGCUGAUGCACUGGUAACCGUGCCUUCCCAUUACGACACUCUACCGUCUAACCUCUGGCAGAGCUCCGAAGCACAACUUUAGGAGUCACUCGGCGCCGGACACAGUCCGCGCGAGUGCAGUACCGCAACAGCAUUAUUCGGGGAACACUUACGAUGUUCAACAGCCCUUCGGCUUCGUUCGUGGUUGUGAAAAGCCAUGGACUCGAUUGUGACGUCACACGGCGCGAUACUUUAUAGAAACCUUUGUCAAGUAUAAGUUGACGAGUGGCAAAGACACGAACUAAUUAUGUUUUAUGAUUAAAUAUUAAUAGUAAUAGUAUUAUAUUAAACUACAUAAUUAAGCUACAGAUUCUAGCGUUCUUAAAAGAUAUUAAAUGACUAUAGUUCUACUGUAAGAAGAUUUCAAUUAAAUAAUAUAUCUCGCCUGAAAGCCGCCAUUUGCACGUCAACUUACACUUGACUAGGUAGGUGAGUGUGUGUGUGUGUGAUGUGAUCGAGAUAUCAAGCUAUUGAUUGGAGUUACUACAAUAAGACUGAUGAAAUCAUUGUGUCAAUUGUCCUUUUUUACAGUGACGUGUUGCCAGAUUAAAAUAUAAGUAUUUGUGGUGAAUGUUUGCACGACGCGGCAUUUUAAUCGACUUAUUUUCUGCCAAUAUAAAAUGUAUUUUAAAUUUUAAUAUUGUGUUCUUAUUUUUUAUUACUUUUACGUUUUACAAUAUCUCCACUCUUGUGGGUUAAUAAUAACGUAAUUAAGUUUAAUUUUAAUAUAUUUCUGUAGUCUCUAUCAUUUAUUUUGUCUGCCAUUAGUUAAAUAGGAACUGAUAAAUAAGUAACUAUAUUUAGAUAUUGAUUAUUAUAAUCAACAUAACAUACAGCAAUCUAAUUUAUCGAAUCUCAUUCAUAUUCUUGUAACGACUUUCACAUUCAGAAAAGGGAACGGAAUCAUGUAAUGUCAGUUAAAAUAUAAGAAUCAUUUAAUCUGAUAAUAUAGACGUAAAUAAUUCUUAAUUUUUAUAUUUUUACUUAUUAGAUGUAGCAACACUUGGUAAAUCAAUUACAUUGUAACUAUUUUUAAUAUUGUUUUAGUAAGUAAUUGUAAGAUGACACUGAUUGCAGCACCCUCGGCCAUAUUCAGUAGAGGCAAAGCAAGUCGACGACAAUAACUUUGUUUGCCAGACAAAAAAGGAGAAUUUUGGAGGUAGUUUGAUAAUUUUGUAUUAGUAUAAGAUCAGUGGUAGGCAAUAGUAUCUAGGUAUGCUUUGAAGAUUGUACGAACUCGUGUAUUUUAUAAUAUAUGAUGUUAUGCAA
Messenger RNA from Leptidea sinapis, 3418 nucleotides. RefSeq names its product 6-phosphofructo-2-kinase/fructose-2,6-bisphosphatase-like. Gene Ontology annotation, cellular component: cytosol. Lineage: Eukaryota; Metazoa; Arthropoda; Insecta; Lepidoptera; Pieridae. Gene Ontology annotation, molecular function: 6-phosphofructo-2-kinase activity; ATP binding; fructose-2,6-bisphosphate 2-phosphatase activity. The record is from RefSeq and is a predicted model, not a curated record. The transcript is spliced from 9 exons. Gene Ontology annotation, biological process: fructose metabolic process; fructose 2,6-bisphosphate metabolic process. The coding region runs from base 486 to 2192 and encodes 568 amino acids.